UUUGGACGCUGACCAGUGUGCCUGCUGAAACAGCGUUGUUUUGUUUGGAAAUGAUGUGAGUAACGCGAGUUCACUUUUAAUUGACGGGCUUUUGAUGAAGAAUAGAUUUGAUGAUUUUAAAAAAGAAAGUCGCGAGUUAUUCGUUACUUGCUGAUAAAAUGUGAUGGGCGUGUGAUGGGCGGCGACGGGAGUAAAAAUAAGGAAUCAUCAUCACUGGUGAAGAGGAGAUCCCUGUCAUGUCAUCAGGGCUUUCUGUCUGUCCCGGCUCAGCUUGUUCAUCACAGUCUAUUUAGACGCAGCGCCCAGCACCUAGAAUACCCCGUCUCUGAGCAAUCUCGGCCCUCAGACUCAAACCCUGAGGGGCCCCGUCUGGAGUGGACACUGCCGGGCUUUAUUUCCGUUUUCCUGCCUGAGUUUCCUCACGGGUUUACUGGGCGUAAGCAUUUACAGAUUCUUGGUUUUGUAGCUAAAGGCUCAUUUGGUCCAAUCCUGAAGGUGAAGGAUGUGUCUAAAGAUGAGACUUAUGCUAUAAAGGUGACUUAUUCUGCCUUGUUUUCAUUUUAUUGCCUUUUCCAAAAUGUUUUAUGUUUGCUACGCUGCAUCAUCCUUGUCCAGAAUUUCUGCUGUCGCUGUUGGUUAGGUUUUACCCAAAGCGGAGGUUUUGAGACAUGGAGUCCUCCAGCAGUCCAAAGAGGAGGUGAUAAUUCAAUGUGUGAUUACUGCAGCACUGGAGAUCUCUAUACUUACUGGACACUGAACGGCUGCUUUGAUGAGAGAGAUGUUCGAGUGUUUGCUGCUGAACUGGGCUCUGCUUUGGGUUUUUUGCAUGACUUUGGAAUAAUACACAGGGAUGUGAAGAUGGAGAACAUCCUUUUGACUGAUAAAGGUCACCUCCGCUUGACUGAUUUCGGGCUGUCUCGCCGACUCGAGCGUGGGGAUAGAGCGUUUACUAUCUGCGGCACAAUACAGUACAUGGCUCCUGAGGUCCUGAGCGGCGGCCCGUACAGCCACGCUGCAGACUGGUGGUCUCUUGGCGUUCUUCUCUACGCUUUAGCCACUGGAGGGUUUCCUCUGCCGCCGGAAGCAGAUCACUGUGAUAUGCUCAGCAGCGUCAGUGAGUGUCCAUAUGACAUGCCGGCAACCCUCAGUCCAACUCUGGCCUUCCUGCUCAUAGAGCUUCUGUGCAAGAUCCCCACACGUCGCUUAAGGUGCCUGGAGCUCUAUCAAAACCAGAAGUUUUUCCACGGCAUGUCUUUUGAUUCCCAGCUGCUGCAGAAAAGUCCCAUCAAGCCAAUCCUGGAGCUGAAGAAUCAUCCUGACCGACCGGAAAGGUCGAUGCGAGGUUUAUCAUUAGACCUUCUUCAGAAUUUUGAGUGUGACCUACUGAACUCUCCAUCCACCUCUGCAGAUUUGUCUCCUACCUUGAUGAAGAUUAAGGUAAAUCAAGACACAGUAGGGGCUGAAACAAAAGCAAUAGGAACCAAUUCUCCAUGAAAACAGAAAACAAAAAUAAACUGUUUUUUUCUCUUCAGUGUUUUGCCAAAGACAAGAUAAAAUGCCACAGUAUUUUUCUAAUAGUUCACCCACAUAGAGCACAAACAAAUCAGUCUAUGUGAAUAGCCAGUAAUAGCAUUCAUUAAUAGAUUUUUGACAAUGUUACCUCUGUUUUGAAAGUUUAAUAAUAUGCCGAUAUUUGCCUUAAUGAUACAAGAACUGUUGGGUUUUAUUUUCUUUUGUUCCUGUGUAUAUUUUCACUCAUUUUAAAACUAAUCUCAUUUUUACAUUUGUUUUUAUAUUCAUACCACUUACAGUGAUGCCCUGUUUGCUGUGGCAGCAUAAGAGUGAUAAUCUGACAACAAUAAAUAAAACUUAUCAUGCUUAAACACAUAAGUACAUUGAGAUAUUAAUAUCGAGAAACUUUUUAGACACAAUAUUUCCAGUUACUUUUUUGCAAAUAA
Molecule: messenger RNA, 1958 nt
Organism: Labeo rohita (rohu)
Lineage: Eukaryota; Metazoa; Chordata; Actinopteri; Cypriniformes; Cyprinidae
Gene: rskra
Product: ribosomal protein S6 kinase related a
Exons: 10
Coding region: 175-1494 (439 amino acids)
Biological process (GO): protein phosphorylation
Molecular function (GO): protein serine/threonine kinase activity; ATP binding
Source: RefSeq, a predicted model, not a curated record